Messenger RNA from Cryptotermes secundus, 3076 nucleotides. RefSeq names its product broad-complex core protein. Gene Ontology annotation, molecular function: protein binding. Gene Ontology annotation, cellular component: nucleus. The transcript has 7 exons. The record is from RefSeq and is a predicted model, not a curated record. NCBI's taxonomy places the organism in Eukaryota, Metazoa, Arthropoda, Insecta, Blattodea, Kalotermitidae. Gene Ontology annotation, biological process: regulation of transcription by RNA polymerase II. Bases 125 to 1201 code for a protein of 358 amino acids.
UUGGUUAUGGUCGAUAUUUCCUUUCGUUUCGAAACACUAUAGUGCUUUUAACGAAAUUGUGUGUUCUUUGGUGGUGUUUUAUAAAGUUUUAGCCAUCUGUAGGACUGAUAAUUUCAGAUUGAGGAUGUCUGAAGGAGAGAGUGAUCAGUUCUCCUUGCGGUGGAACAAUUUCCAUAGUAAUCUUACGUCUGGCUUCCAUGCAUUAUUACAAGGAGAGGAUCUUGUGGAUGUUACGUUAGCUGCAGGUGGCCAGUUUGUUCAGGCUCACAAAAUAGUGCUCUCAGUCUGCAGUCCAUACUUCAAAGAUCUGUUUAAGGUUAAUCCCUGUAAGCAUCCCAUUGUAAUUCUGAAAGAUGUGUGCCACAAAGAUUUGGUUGCUAUCCUGCAGUUUAUGUAUCGUGGAGAAGUGAAUGUACGACAAGAAGAACUGGCAACUUUCCUCAAAACAGCUGAGAUGCUACAAAUUAAAGGACUUACUGGUGAAGAUUCUCCUAUUGAGGAAGAUAUUACACCAGUCCCACAGCCCUCUGUUAGAACGAGAGCUCCGCGCAGGGUGUCAGAAAAGUCGUUACAUGGCACACCAGAGAAGAAAGAGACUGUAGCCAAUCCUGUAACUGCAGAGCCUGAAGAAGCCUCUGCACCUCCUUAUAAACGUAUGAAACCUGAAGUAUCCAGUGCAGUAUUAAGUUCUCCUGUUAUAACUGAGGAAUCGUCUGGUGUAGAGUUCAUUGAAAUGACAAAUCCAAAACAAGAACCUGUGGAAUAUGAGACUGAAAUUGAAGAGGUUAACAGGUUACAGAACAGAGAUGAUCCUUUGGUUCAGCUGCUUGGAGGAGAGAGUAGUCAGACUCUUCAGGACUCAUCACAAGGUUCUUCAAUAUUUGCCAGCAUCCCUAGUGCAUCACAAGACUCGGGCCUUCCACAAGACUGCGGUCAAGGCUCACCUGAGAGUUGUGCAUGGAUUGCCACAGCUCAUCUCAGUGUCAAGUGCCCACUGUGUUCACGGGAUUUUGUCAACAAAUCAAAUCUCAACAUCCAUAUCCGGGAUGUACAUAGUGAUGAACGAGGACCAUUUGCAUGUCCACAGUGUGGCAAACAAGUGAAGAAUAGGAGCUGUCUUCGUGUACACAUGUACCAGCAACAUCGAAAAAAAGAGUCCUCUGGAAAGACUGAUGUGGACCCUCUUGUUCUGCAACCUUGAGGACACACUUUCUGCAUCAGAAAGAAAACAUUAUAAUCCUCUUCAGUGUGAAAUUUAUCUUGGUUAUGAAAAGUCACAAGGGAAUAUAAAGUGUAAAUGUGGAUAUUGACACAUUUCAAAAUUGACAUGUUUACUCUGAUGUCAGAUACCAGUGAAAUUAGCCACACUGCCAUGGUCACUCUUGUCCAUUCCAGAUAUCUUCCUCAAUUUCUUUAAUCACUGACACACAUCUACUAGCAGUAUACAUUUCUUCUGAUGAGCAUGGCCCUUGAUGGACAUACCUACUGUUCUAGCAGCAGGUGUAUUAAUGUGAAACAGAGAAAUAUUGAAUCGAAUCAGAACCAAAACUGUGUCCUUCAUGGCUACUGGGUGAGAGUAAAAGUAAUCUCAUCGACCUUUGCCUAUUGCCAACACUGAGAAAGUGUGGCCUUUAUCUCCACGCUUCAUACAUCAUCAUGGCAUUAUGCCUAGGCACAGUGAUAUCUUUACACAUUUAUCUAUUUCUUAAUUUGUUUAAUUCUGAAAUAUGUUUGUAUCAUUACAUCAUCUGAAUACAGUUUUAUUUAAAGCCUAUGAAAUACAGAAAGUAGGCUUAAAAUUACCCUGUGUACACUAUUCCAAAAUCAGUUCCUUGGCAUGAGUAGGAGCAUGAUGUAAGACUGUAACAUAAAGAAACAGGAUGUCAGGUUGUAGACUGAAUUCAUCUGGCUCAAGAAGGCUCAAGUACUGUGCUGUUGUGAACAUCAUAAUGAACCUUGGGUUACAUAAAAUUUGAGGAAUUUCUUGACUAGCUGAGUGACUGUUAGAUGCUGCAAGAUUCUGCUCCUUAUCCUGGAAAUUAUAUUUAAUGGUGGUUAUGGGAUAAAAAUACUCAUAGAAAAUUUCUGCCUUAAAAUGUUAAAUAUUUGUUGAGGCAUAAAAUAAACAUGUAAAAUCUCAGAGUAGUUACUAGAAAGUUACAUGGACAUUUUGUUAAUUUAUUGACAGAUACUAAAUCUGAAUAAAACUAAAGUGUUAAAAUUUGAUACAAUUAAUUGAGAUAAUAUGUCUAUACAUUUAAAGUUUAAUGAUGAGAUAUUGCAUGAGGAAACCCACGUUAAAUUCUUGGGGUAUUGAAAUUGAUAAGACCCUGAAUUGGAAGUCACAGAUUGAAUCGAUGCUGUCUAGAUUGGGCAAGGCAUGCUUUGCAAUAAGAAACAUGAAAUUGUAUAGCAAUAUUGAAACACUAAGGAUGAUUUACCACGCAUACUUUCAUUCAAUUAUGAAAUAUGGGAUAGUAUUUUGGGGAAACUCGUUGGAGGCUAAGAAGAUUUUUCUUUUACAAAAGAAGGCCAUCAGGAUAAUAAUGGGAAUGAAACCCAGAGAAUCAUAUAGAACAGUUUUUAAAAAAUUAAAAAUUCUGACAUUGGCCUCUCAAUAUAUUUUAUCUUUAAUGAUACUAAUGAUAAACAAUUUGGGGCUUUAUACGUUUAAUCAUACAAUUCAUGGUAAAUGAAGAAGACAAGUUAGAAACCUACAUGUUCCUCAAUCACAUCUAACAAAGAGGCAAAAAGGGGUCUAUUGCAUGAGUGUAAAAGUUUUUAAUAGUUUGUCUGAUUUUUUAAUUGAGUUAGUACAUAAUAAAAAACAGUUUAUUGGGAAACUAAAGGAUGUAUUGCUUCAAAACCCUUCUUAUACCGUUAAGGAAUUCUUGCUUUUCUGUCAAGACCUACAGCUAAGAAAAAGAGGCGUCUGACAGUGCACACUUCACUAAACGCUAUGUCCUUGGCUGUGCUUAUAUAUACUUGCUGCAAUUUGAAUUGCCUUUUAACUAUUGUAUGUGUUUUUGACAAGUAUGGAUUAUAUAUGCUAGUGAUGUUAUUUGUGAAUGUAUAA